Sphaerulina musiva SO2202 is the source of this 1338-nucleotide messenger RNA. RefSeq lists its product as uncharacterized. The transcript has a single exon. Lineage: Eukaryota; Fungi; Ascomycota; Dothideomycetes; Mycosphaerellales; Mycosphaerellaceae. The coding region runs from base 1 to 1338 and encodes 445 amino acids. The record is from RefSeq and is a predicted model, not a curated record.
AUGAAUCGGACGAGUAAUGCAGCCACUGUAACACUCACGGCUAGCGCUUCGGCCAUCGUACUGCCCGCUGUCACCAUGACAGGAAACAGCUCGACCACAACUGUCUAUUCGAACAACACCAUCGUAAUUACACGGGAUCGGUCGACAACUCGUGCUCCGACUAGCACCUCAUAUACCACUGUCAUCUCAACGACCACGAUCUGCGGCAACUCGACUGCUGCUUUGAACGUGACUGCUGCUUCGAACAUGACCGCUGCUUCGAACGUGACCGAUAAUGUCAGGCGUCAUUUUGGAGGCUGGGGAGGAAAGCCACACUGGCAUCCGGACUUUCAUAAUGGUCCCGACCCUGACUGGGAACACCCGAAGGAUCUUCCUCCAGCACUCGAAGGAGCCGCUGUAUCUGCAAUCUCGUCCGGCUGCAGCUGCAUGAGCCUGGAGCCGGAGACAUCUACAAUUACGACUUAUACAACGAUGUCAUCCAAUUACACCCGACUAGACUUGGUAACCGCUUCAGCCACCAUCCAGCCAUAUCGUACUUCCGUCAACACGACAACCAUUCGUCCUGUGGUAACGCGGACAGUCACAGCUACUCGAACUGUCCAGUCCUUGGUUACGGAGACCCCGAUUGUCACCUCCACUAUCCUUGAAACGACUACAGUAUUGAUCGGGCAACAGUUUGGAGCACCAACUGUUGUGCUCGCAAGGCCAACUGCCAUCACAGGAGUGGACAGCGACGGUCUAGCCACAAAAGACUUUGACGACGAGCGUUACCCCAUUGAGCUUCCUUUCAAGCUUGAGGCCUAUGGUAUACGAAGCAGUCGUGUAAUGGUCUCCGUCAAUGGCUGGAUAGCACUCAGUAGGGAUAGUGGAUCGGUCGACCACUACUCGUUCGUGAAUGCUCAGCUGCCACGAAUGAAUACGGAUGACGAUUAUGGUCUUCCCGACACCGCCUUUUUGCCUUACUGGAACGACCUUUUCGUGGCACAGGGCACAGCACAAGGCCUCUACUACGAGAUUGGAGGUGAAGCGCCAAACAGGAAUGUUUCUUUCGAAUGGUAUACGAGUCUGUACUCGCAGCCCCUCGGCUACUACCACUUCAUCGCCACGUUCCAGGAAGCUAAAGCCGGGGCUGUGGUCUACACUUAUUAUCAGGCGAAUGGUGAAGUGCCAUCGAACACGCAAAGAUAUGGCACUAUUGGCGUGCAGAGUUUUGUGGACGACAAGUCUGCACAAUACUCCUAUAACCGGCUGAUCGCACCCGGCUUGGAGAUCACUUAUGAUCCGGAGAAGAAUUUGUUCUUGCGCACUAAUUCUGUCAACUGUGUACUGUCGAGAUGA